Molecule: messenger RNA, 2403 nt
Organism: Penicillium pulvis
Lineage: Eukaryota; Fungi; Ascomycota; Eurotiomycetes; Eurotiales; Aspergillaceae
Product: metal cation transporter MSC2
Exons: 5
Coding region: 1-2403 (800 amino acids)
Biological process (GO): zinc ion transport; intracellular zinc ion homeostasis; transmembrane transport
Cellular component (GO): Golgi apparatus; membrane
Molecular function (GO): zinc ion transmembrane transporter activity
Source: RefSeq, a predicted model, not a curated record
AUGGGGCCGUCAUCAGAUGCGGACCACGCUCCUUUACCCGUAUCCAAUGGUCACACACAUAGCCAUAGCCGCAGUCGCGGCCACACUCGCUCCCGAUAUGCACAACCACCCUCGCUCGGGGUCAAUGUGAACGGAUCGCAAGCCCCCGAGAUUACAAACGCUGUGAAUGGAAGCCAUUCUCAUGACCACACCUCUCAUUCGUUGCCUCACCACUCACACUCUCAUUCUCAUUCGGUGUCCCACGACCACCAUGGUCACCAUUCACAUGGCCAUAACCACAGCGUCGCGUCGAUCCAUGAUUUGUCGCAUUCACACCAUCUCAACUCGGGGCCAGAGGCGCACCCGGAAAGUGGCGCUGAAAACCUACACGAAAUCCUCGCCGGUUCCCUGAUUGCCUUGCCCUGGGUCGCACUCUCCUGGUACCCCCAUACAUGCGCAGAGGCGUGCCAGGCGCCAAGCGCUACAGGGAAGAACCCUCCUUUCGGAGGGAUUGGACACGCUGCGCAGACGGCAGGAGUUUUGACCGCAUUCACGCUCCUAGCAUUUGGAUGUGGCCAACUCCUGCGUAAACGCCAAGCGGGAAGUUCCAUUGCCUCGACAAAGUUCCCCACGCCCAAUACAAAGACUGCCCAAGCUGCCUUUAUGCAAACCUGCUCGAUCGGACUUCCAAUUUACGCCUCUUUAAAAUUAGGCGGAUUUCUGGUUGCCUUUUCGUUGCUUCUUUCAACGGCGUCCGGGGUCCCGAACUUGGUGCAAGCUGAUCUACGUGGCUCGAGUUCGGAGAAAUAUAGUCAAAAGAUUUUGACCAUUGCUCUGCUGGCCAGUGUGAUGGUAUUGAGCUUUUUCGGCCUGAAUCAGUCGUGGGACUCUUCCCCCUUCAUGGGGUAUCUAGCGCUUUUAACUUCCGUCUUUGUCAUUUCACCACCUCUCCCCUCUCUUCGUCAUCAAGGGCCUGUUCCAGAGCCUGGUCUGGUUGCGGAAUCGAUCUCGAAGGCCAAGUCGGCAGGCAGCCGGUCGGCCGUCGUGGUCACGACCGAUGCGCCUUUGGCUCUGGUUUCAGGAGGCUUUCUUCUUGCUCUGGGAAUGAUCGUUUCCCGGGGGCUGCCCUUUCAAUCAUCAGAGCUACUGUAUAUUUUAGUCCCCGCUGGACUCUUAGCAAUCUCCUUGAUGGCUUCAUUUCCAACGGGGUUUCGCUCUCCCGAUAAGCGUGGACUGGCCGUUUGUACUGGAGCUGCCGCCAUUCUUUGCUCCCCCCAUAUCCGGGAUGAAAUUCUGCCUGUCUACGCUGCGCGUUGUAUCUUGGCCGUUGUCUCAUUCUUUGCUUCAAGAAUGGACGAUAGCCACCUGCGCUUGGAUGCCCAUUCACAUAACCACACACACAAUCACGCGGCCAGUCAUGCCCACGUUCCCGAGUCUACUACGCGGAUCACCAAAUGGGUCAUCCGUCGGAGCGAACCAUAUCCCUUGCUUUACAGCAUUGUGAAAGAGAAGGAUUCCCGCAGUAUUUUCUACUUUAUGUGUUUGAAUUUCACAUUCAUGCUGGUCCAGCUAUCAUAUGGCUUUUUGACGGGAUCCCUUGGGCUUCUCAGUGAUAGUAUCCACAUGUUUUUUGACUGUCUUGCCCUUGUUGUUGGUCUUUGUGCGGCGGUCAUGAGUAAAUGGCCACCCAAUGCUCGCUUCCCAUAUGGCUAUGGAAAGGUCGAUACAUUGUCCGGUUUCGCUAACGGGAUUUUCCUAAUGAUUAUCAGUGUGGAGAUCAUUUACGAGGCGGUGGAGCGUUUGUCCUCGGGCAGUGAAAUGCACCGCAUUGGGGAAUUAUUGGCGGUAAGCUUUGCUGGCUUGCUGGUCAAUUUGGUCGGAAUCUUCAGCUUUGAACAUGGCCAUCACCACCAUGGUCAUGAUCAUGGGCACGAUCACUCCCAUGGCAAUGAGAACAUGCACGGCAUUUUCCUGCACAUUCUUGCCGAUACGCUUGGUUCUGUCGCUGUGGUUAUUUCCACCAUUCUUGUACAUUACUCAGGCUGGGCCGGGUAUGAUCCUCUAGCCUCGUGUUUUAUUGCCAUCUUAAUCUUUGCUUCGGCUGUCCCGCUGGUCAUCAGCACAGCCAAAACUUUGCUUCUGGCCUUGCCAGCCGAUACGGAAUACAAUAUUCGUGAAACCCUAGCCGGGGUCAGCACCUUGCGGGGAGUUGUCGGAUAUACUGUGCCAAAGUUUUGGCUUGAUGAUACGGCUCAGAAUGUUUUUGGUGUCAUUCACGUCAUUGCCUCUCGUGGCUCGGACCUUGAAGAUGUCCGACAGAGAACUGUGGAUUAUCUCAAAGAUAAGAAUGUGGAUAUCGUGGUUCAGGUGGAGCGAGAUGGGGAAGGUCGUUGUUGGUGCGGCGGAGGGAACAAGGGCCUUUAA